AUGCACGAAUACCAACAAUUUCCUUCAGCCGAAGAAUUUAAUGCUAUAGUCAAUGAUUAUUUACAAAACCUGUCCUCUAAAAAGCGAGAUAAGGCACUAGUAGAUAGUCAUCGAUACAAGUUGAUUUUGCAGGUCUUAAAAGAUCCUAGAAAUACCGCAAUCUCCACUGCUCAGUUUCGAUUCUGGGUCAAGAAAAUGUUUCGAUUAUUCACUUCUGAAUACAUGGAGUUUGUUUGUCAUGAUGAUAAACCAGUGGCAACACGUGAAGAUAUCUAUGGCAUUCUAAUUCUUGCCCACAAAGAAGCUCAUCACGGUGGUAGAGAUAAAACGUCAGCCUUGGUCCGUAAAAGAUAUUCCUGGAUUCCAAAAGAAUUAAUUGCUCGAUUUGUACGACAUUGUCCAUUUUGUAUUUCCAGAAGAAAU
Mucor mucedo is the source of this 423-nucleotide messenger RNA. RefSeq lists its product as uncharacterized. The annotation marks the transcript as partial. NCBI's taxonomy places the organism in Eukaryota, Fungi, Mucoromycota, Mucoromycetes, Mucorales, Mucoraceae. The record is from RefSeq and is a predicted model, not a curated record. The transcript has 2 exons.